Messenger RNA from Mesoplodon densirostris (Blainville's beaked whale), 8146 nucleotides. It is a transcript of the gene ACER3, whose product is annotated as alkaline ceramidase 3. Gene Ontology annotation, cellular component: endoplasmic reticulum membrane. Lineage: Eukaryota; Metazoa; Chordata; Mammalia; Artiodactyla; Ziphiidae. The transcript has 11 exons. The record is from RefSeq and is a predicted model, not a curated record. Gene Ontology annotation, biological process: ceramide metabolic process; phytosphingosine biosynthetic process. Bases 106 to 909 code for a protein of 267 amino acids.
GGUGGAGUGCAAGGCUAGCGCGCCAGCAGGGCCGGAGCCGGCCUGGGAACCCGCGGAACCGAGCGCAACGAGCGGAGUGCCUGGGCGGCGGCGGCGGCGCACGCUAUGGCUCCGGCCGGAGACCGCGAGGGCUACUGGGGCCCCACGACCUCCACGCUGGACUGGUGCGAGGAGAACUACGCGGUGACCUGGUACAUCGCCGAGUUCUGGAAUACAGUGAGUAACCUGAUUAUGAUUAUACCUCCAAUUUUUGGUGCAAUUCAGAGUGUUAGAGGUGGACUGGAAAAGCGGUACAUUGCUUCCUAUUUAGCACUUACAGUGGUAGGAAUGGGAUCCUGGUGCUUCCACAUGACUCUGAAAUAUGAAAUGCAGCUAUUGGAUGAACUCCCAAUGAUUUACAGCUGUUGUAUAUUUGUAUACUGCAUGUUUGAAUGUUUCAAGACAAAGAACUCUGUGAACUACCAUCUGCUUUUUACUUUAGUUCUGUUCAGUUUAAUAGUAACCACAGUUUACCUUAAGGUAAAGGAGCCUGUAUUCCAUCAGGUCAUGUAUGGAAUGUUGGUCUUCACAUUAGUAGUUCGAUCUAUUUAUAUUGUUACAUGGGUUUAUCCAUGGCUUAGAGGACUGGGUUAUACAUCCUUGGGUGUAUUUUUAUUGGGAUUUUUAUUAUGGAACAUAGAUAACAUCUUUUGUGAUUCACUGAGGAACUUUCGAAAGAAGGUGCCACCUAUCAUAGCUGUUACCACACAGUUUCAUGCAUGGUGGCAUAUUUUAACUGGCCUUGGUUCUUAUCUUCACAUCCUUUUCAGUUUAUAUACAAGAACACUUUACCUGAGAUACAGGCCAAAGGUGAAGUUUCUCUUCGGAAUCUGGCCAGUGAUCCUGUUUGAGCCUCUCAGGAAGCAAUGAUGAAUUAUUUCACCAAUAAAACAAAAUAACACGUACCAUAGGCCUGGUCAAAUGAGUAAGGAAAUCUUUAGAGAUCUACACGUUCAAAUAUAUCAUGACCAUCGCAGCAAAGGAGUGACUUUCUGACUAAUGCUGCCAGCCACACAGAGAAUGAGGAAUGGGGCUUGUUGGAUGUUUAGCUUGUGUCUUUAUCUCAUUUGUCUUCCUCCUCCUCACCGUCAUUCUAAGAUGUUUCAAAAGAAACAGACAUGAUGUGUAUGUAUAUACUCGAAUGCUGGAAAUAUUGGGCUUUUCUUAACAGGUUAACAGUUUGUGCUGAUCAUAGGAAAUUAACCUUUUUAUCUUUUUUGACAAGGCUUGCAUGUGAAUUAAACUUUUCUUAAUAUUUGAUUAAAUAAUGAAAACAGUCAGCUAAUGACUGGCAAAACCCCAUAUCCAGAUGGCCAGCUACAAGGCAGCACUUAGCUAUUUCAGCCUUGAUUUAUAUUUUUGUCAUAGUAACCUCAUGGAUGGUUUCCCAAGGUAAAAAAAAAAAAAAAGAAAGAAAGAAAGAAAGAAAAAAGAAAAGAGCUACCUGUGGGAUUCUGGUAGUUCUUCAUGGUCUGCCUCUGUGCUGGUCCGAGUGUUAUAAGCAAGCUCAGACCUGCCACUGGGUUCUAUACUUGUCACAUUCCAGAUUUGCGGUGGGCUCUGGGAUGUCAUUUGUGGUCACAGCCCGGCAGGGUGGGUGGGUCAUCUUGUAACCUUUAUGAAGGCCACCAGGACACCUGUAGAAUGUUCCACCUCCACCCAGUUAAAGGUGGUUGCUCCCUUUCCUUUGAUCUUUGCAGUUCUUUAAGUUGUCACUGUUUUUAUGGCUAGGUAAACAUGAUUGGUGGGCAAACAUAUUUCAUCCUUUUAGAAUAACUCAUUUGAAGUUACCAGUAAAUGUCGUUAUACUCUGACUUUUAAAAUUAUGCAAUAUUUUCCAGUUUUCAGAGAGGCCAUGGUUAUGCCCAGGGAAAUGUGUUGGGUGAACUAGAGCUAAAACGAUCAGGAUCUUAUGUACAUAAAGCUUAUUAGAAUACCUGCUCCUUCAUUUUGUUGAAGGAAAGAGAUAUAAGGGUUGAAGACAGCUCUAACUUACUUGAACUUGUAACAGAACUACCAAAAAUUAAAGUGCUAAGACAUGGCAGUGAAAUCUCAUUGUAAGGCAGCUAGUUCUAAUUUGGAUUUGAAUGUAUAACAAAUUGAAUCACUCUUCACAAACAUAACACCUGCCUGGAAUAAAAACCUGAUUUGACCCCUUUGCUCAUAUAUCACCAUAUUUGUAGCUCUGUACCAUUUAGCAUUUUUACAGCUUUUCCCUGCUUAUACAUUAUUAUAAAAUCCAGAUUGUUUUUACUACAUGGUGUCAUUACCCCAGAUUAAAUUCUGAGCUACGGCUUCCAAAGGAAAGUCACUUUUUUCUUAAGCAAAGGUAUAAGACACUUUUGUUGUUUUUCUAGUAUUCAGUAAGAAGCCUUGGUACAAAUUUAAAACGAAUACAGAUUUUGUUGUUUUUCUUCACUUGCUGGCCUUAGUUUUAGUCCAAGUACUAUUUUCCUUACUUUAGCAUGCCAACAUGCCAUUAGGCAGAUACUUCCCACCUGCUUUUAUGAUUCUCCAGCAAGAAAAACACUUGCCAAAAUAUAAAUCUAAAAGAACUUUGGUUGUGCCUUAGGAAAGUAUAAACUAAACAGUUCCAACACAAGCCUGUAAGACUGUUCUUUAUUUUGCCACAAGAUUCUGGCUUCUGGCUACAUUCGAGUGCAACUACCUAGGCUGUCAGUCAUCUAACAAUUUUUAAUGAGUUCAUUUGUUUCACACUAUUGUCGUUUUUGUACUUUUCACUAAGAAAUACUUCUGUAUAAAGAAUCUGUAUAAAAACAAAGUACAUCCUUCCUAACAAUGCUAAACGCUGUGAGGCUAAGGUUCUGCAGUAUUAAGGUCAGAUUAAGGGUACAGAGAGCAUGCCCUGACACUGAGGCCCUUUAGAGCAGUUUGUUGAAUGAGCAGUUCAGCCACUGCCACCUGUAGUUUCUUAUUGAAUAAAGCUGUCCAGCACCUUAGAGACUUGUAACACUGUGGCCAAGUCUUCAAAGACCCUUGUUUCUGUUGUAAAAACAAACGGCAUGAAACUGCUCAGCAAAGAAGUUUUAGAAGGGUUGAGGAGAAAGCAAAGACUAAAUCCAGGCUCUUUAAUUUUGCAAGUUAGUUUUUGUCUCACACGUGGCUCCCUUUUUAGCAACCUAAGUAUUAGCACACUCAAGACUUUGUAUCUGUGCCAUGUCAAGUAUUGUGGAAAUACUGGUGACCUUUAGGAUAUUGCUAAAUUGUCUUUAUAUGGCUUAAUUUUUUCCCUUCUGGGUUGUAUUAUUACAGGGUUGGGUCAUUACCGUUCCCCCCCCCACUUUAUUUUCUUGAGAGAGUCGCUGUUAACUAGAGUGUACAAAAACACCUGUUUCCUUUUGAGCAGAUAGUGGUUUGUGUGCAUAUCAACUGAUGUGAAAGGUGCUCGUCUCUGAGCCCUAUAGCAAAUUAUAUUCUAGGAAACAUUAGUACUUUAUGAGGAUGUGAAAGAAGCAGUUAGCUUGCACAUUUUAUUAUACUAUCUAUGCUGCCAUUUUCACUCCAAAAGAUUGAAAGCAGUUUGACUCUUUUUGAGGAAAAACUAGAUGAAAGGUGGUUGUGUUCAUCUGAUUGGUCACUCUACCUGCCUCCCCCUUCACACCUUGGUGUUUUCAUGAAACAUUGCCACUCCUGAAGUGAUCUCUUUUAUCCUUGUGAUAUUAUAUAAAUUAAUGAUGAACAGGAGAAACAUUUGUUUUUGAAUAAUCCACAAAUGAGACCCCCAAAUAGUGAUAUUUGGUUUAGAAUUAGAUCAAAUAUUAUGGUUUAACCUCAGUGCAAAAUUUCCAGGACUAGGGCCUCCCUGGUGGCGCAAGUGGUUGAGAGUCCGCCUGCCGAUGCAGGGGAUACGGGUUCGUGCCCCGGUCUGGGAGGAUCCCAUAUGCCGCGGAGCGGCUGGGCCCGUGAGCCAUGGCCGCUGAGCCUGCGCGUCCGGAGCCUGCGCGUCCGGAGCCUGUGCUCCGCAGCGGGGGAGGCCACAACAGUGAGAGGCCCGCAUACCGCAAAAAAAAAAAAAAAAAAAAAAAAAUUUCCAGGACUGGGCUUUCCUUACACCAAGAGGGUUUUUCAUAUACCAAGGAGAGGAAGAGGUGUGAGUCAAAGAAAAUCAAGAGACCAAAAACUUCAGGUACACGAUGCAUGAAAAUCUUUAAAUGCCUGAAAAAAAAAUAAGUUCUGUUUUAAUGCCAACACCCUCAGAAUUUAGCCAAUGUCCCUAGAGGUGACUAAUAAUUUAGUUCAAGGGCUUCUUAUGAGUCCUAUGGGUUGCAUAUUACUUUGCUCUUGAAAAAAAUCAUCUGUUGCUAAGUUUAACAGUUUUAGCUCUCAAUUCCACAUUUACAUGACAGAAAAAAUUAUUCUAGCCCUGUGGUUUAUGAUGUGCUAUUGGAUAGGUGUUUAUGUAAAACUGAUGUUUCAAAGAGAACCAGUUCUAAUUGGAAUUUGCAACUAAGUGGCAAUUUGCAGAUCUACCUCUGUCUUACAUUGUGCAUCAUAUCAAUACCAUAAUAUAAUUAGUUUGAUCACUUUGUCUUAUUUUUCAGUGUCUAAAAUUACGCUUACUCACCAUGCUGUAAACAUUUGGAAGUAAUGACUGAAAUUUGGCUAAGUGUCUGUUGUGCAGGGGGCAGUAAGUGGAAAAAAAGGAACCGUCAGGACCCAUCUGAAUGGAAAACUUCAGUGCUGUUUUUUAAACUCCUGCACUUCCUUUAAGAAUAAGGAAACUUUUAUGUCUAAUUGGAGUUGCUGGCUGGUGUAAAGCUGCCAGUGUUUCUGAGGUUUAUGGGAGCGUGCCACUGUACUUAACGGUUUCUCCAGUUGGGGGGGAAGCCUCUCCUCUACGCUCUUAGAUUCAGUUGUUGAGUCCUGUGAAAUAAACUGACAAAGGACAGAUUAGCAAGAGAAAGGGCAGAUUUUUAUUUACAUAUGUAAAUGGCAGUUCAGAGAAAAAUGUGACUUGAGGCAGAAUUUGCAGCUUAUAUACCAUCUUAAUAAGAGAAGGGGACAGCGAGAAAGGGCACUUAGGGGAAAACAAAUGACUUUUAGGAAAGAUAAAUGGGCCCUUAGGAGAAUAAGUAGGAGAUACGAUAGUUCUAUGACAGCGUCUUUUUAGAUGUGGCACUGAAACUCCCAGGAGAGGAUUUGACAGUUGAGUCCUUUAGGGAGGUUCUGCUUUUAGUCAGAUAAAGGGAAUUCAGGAAAAAAGCCUCUUCCUGCAUCUGUUGAUUCUCGAAUGCAUUCAGCUCAAAAUGUUUUUUAUGCCACAGUAGUGUAUUCUGGACCCUUUUAUUUCCCCUAAAACUUUGCAAGAAGUUUCACAGACCAGAAGCCAAGUUGGUGGCUGUAGAGAGAAGAUUCAGGUUAGAAGUUAGGAGAUAAGAGAUCUGCAAAGGGAAGGAAGGCAUACAUUUAUGGAGAAACAAAAGGAAAAGCAAAAAUUAAUAGUUGGAGCAGAUUAUAUAAACUCAGUUUUUGAGUACAGAGGGCAGUCAAUCAAAAGGAUUUCUAGAUGUUGGUCUUAAGCCAUCUUUAAACAGUGGAGUCAGGUUAGUAGUGGCAGUCUCACACACAUGGUUAUUUCCCAGAGCUCAAAGGACCAUGUUCUGGUGAACUUCCUGAGUGGCCCAAACUGUAGUGGUGGUAAAUCCCUUAAAGUUACACCCAGCUUCAGCUUGCAGGGCUUCAGGAAAAGGGCAGUUUUAGUUCUUAGUAAUGCCAAGUCAGAAGGGUGGUAGAAAAUUGGAAAUGUUAAUUAGUGACAAAAUGCGCAAGAUGGCAGGAUCCGACUUGCAAAGAGGUGAAAAUAGCUCAAGGAGAAUGAACGGGACUAGAAUCUGAUAAUCCGCGUGGGUAUAUUAUAGUUUUCCAUUGAAACAUAAAAUUUGUCUUUAUAAUCACCCUAGUUUUGUCAAAGAUAAUCAAGGUAAGACGGUUGUUUGCAAAACGAGUCUAGUCUCAUCAAACUUGGCCUGAUUGUUUAUAUAAGUGCAAUGAGAAUAGUAAUUGAUGACAUAGGCCUUUUGAACUUUUAUUAGGAAUCCCAGAUUAGACUUUUAAAUUCCUCGAGUCUAGGAAUCCAAGCUGAGAACUUGCCAUCAGACUUCCCUUGCAUGCCUUCAGAUUUGGAUGAAUCCCUCCUUCUCCAGGUCCCCAAAAUAUUUUAAGCUUUCUGGUCCUGCCAGGAAGUGGCCUUCCUAACUCACCCGUAAGGCUGGGACCCCUGUAACCCAGGCACUAGGCAGCUUUCCAGGAGGACUUUGUAAGCACUGGCUCCUUAAAGUCAGCCUUAUUAAUUCCUUAAAACUGGUCAUAUCUAUGCACAUCAUCCUCAAAUAUGACAUUCCAGUCAAAGCCUUGGUAAUAUCAUCAGUGUUUCCAUUUGUGUCCUGUUACAGGGAGAACAAAUUCUUAUUGAACUUGUUCAAAUAACUAUAUUGCCAUGGAAAUAAGUAUUCAAUAAGAGUUUUUCCAAAUUUUGGAGGGUUCAGACAAGGAGAAAAGAUAAAUCCUUCAUUUUUGUUUACAAAGAUAUGAUCUACUAAAUUGCUGUAAGUGCUAGAUAGCUUAAGAGAAAAGGCAUUCUUUAAAUCCAGAAAAUAGAACAUUAAAGAACCAGCAAUAAGGGACUUCCCUGGUGGCGCAGUGGUUAAGACUCCAUGCUCCCAGUGCAGGGGGGCCCGGGUUCCGUCCCUGGCCAGGGAACUAGCCAGGACUAAGGAGCCUCAACUAAGGAGGCUGCCUGCUGCAACUAAGGAACCCGCCUGCCGCAACUAGGACCCGGCACAACCAAAUAAAUAUUUUUUUUUAAAAAUGAAGAACCAGCAAUAUUCCAAGCAAAAGUCAUAGAAGGAAUCAUAAUCAUUCUUCAUCACUCUACUCGGUCCCAUGUGAUAAAUUCAGGUCUUUCUUGAUUUCGGUUAGCAAUUUCAUGAACCCAUGAGCUUCUCCAUUAGUUCUGGAAAUCCUUAUUAAGUCCAGUGGUGUGAUCUUAAAGUUAUGUAAGCCUGUACCUCAGGGUACCUGUUACAGUCUUUUCCAUGGAUCUCUGAGAAGAUCUUGAAAAUGAAGCCUGUAGCUGAUUACAAGAGUUUUCAGGAAGGCAUCAGAGUAAAACAAUAUCUGUGAAUGAUGAAAAGCUUAAAAUGGCUAUGGUUAAAGGCCUGAUGAGUUCAUUAAAAUGUAGUUGAAAAGGAAAUUUGGUUGACUCUGUGACAUUCAGCAUUUCAAGAUAAAUGGAGUUAUGACAUUAUACCAGGACAUAUCAUGGACAGCUAUGACAUAAACUUCUAGAACUUUCAUACAGUUUCUGAAAUACUUAUAUUAAUAACACAUACCCAUGGAACUAUAAUCUAGGGAAGGUUAAGCAUCACUUAUUUGACAAUGCUUGCCAUGCAAUUUAACAUACCAAAUAAACCUAAUUAGUUUAACACCUCUCUUUUUAUGAAGUGAGAGAACAAAUCCUUUGAGGUUUUCCAGGGGCCCUCUGGGAAAUCUCAAAGUCAGAGGUCAAGAAGACUUCAUUUAGAAUGUGAUUUGGAGAAGUUGUUAAAAGGUUUGAACGCUUAAUUAAAUAAUAUUAUAGGUCACUGUGAAAAAAUACUCACCUAUGUGACCAAAGUGACAGUAAUUGCUUUGUCUCAUUAAAUACAGACCAAUAAUCCAAGAAACUCCAUCCUUUUAACAGGGAAUUUCAACCUCUAGUUUUGCAUUUGUACACUAUUGAGCUCUUCGUGUGUGUGUGUGUGUGUGUGUGUGUGUGUGAUGAAGGCAAAUACAGCAUUUAUUGCGGGCACCAAGCAAGGAGAUCAGGCAGUUCAUUGAGCUCAUUUUUUUAAAUUAUAAAUAAAUGCAUUCAGUCUUAGCCAGCUUGACCACAUGAAUAAGGUAUUCUCCCCACCCCCAUUCCCUUCUCUACCUCUCCUCCUCCCCCCACCGUCUGCAGACCCUUUACAACUUUCUAUACCCAUUCAGGUUUUUGUCUUUGCUUUCCUCUUUCUCAUUCUGGAAAACCAUUUGACAACCUCUAAGCAACUACUUUAGGACAAAAUUACUCUCCUUUUUUCCUUAACAAAAACACAUCCUUCAUUUC